Myiozetetes cayanensis is the source of this 5718-nucleotide messenger RNA. RefSeq names its product cereblon (gene CRBN). Gene Ontology annotation, cellular component: Cul4A-RING E3 ubiquitin ligase complex. Gene Ontology annotation, biological process: protein ubiquitination. NCBI's taxonomy places the organism in Eukaryota, Metazoa, Chordata, Aves, Passeriformes, Tyrannidae. The record is from RefSeq and is a predicted model, not a curated record. The transcript is spliced from 20 exons. Bases 1815 to 3059 code for a protein of 414 amino acids.
AGUGAUGGGCCCUGAUGCAGAGGCUGCAGAGGUGCCCCAGGUCAGGCUUGCCAGGCAUUAACCCCUGUCAAUAAUUGCUGUCUGGGCUGUAUCAAAUAUCACAGCUCUGGGGGGCCGUGCCCUGGGCAGUGUAAAAGGACAGAUUUUGGGCCUCUUGAGCCCUUGCUGUGAUGGAAAACCUGCACUCGAGGCUUUCUAACAAACAUCUUCAUAAUACUUAACAUUCACUGGAGUAAAAGGAGAGUAAUGAGCACUGCAGCCAUCCCAGGUCAGUAAUUACCACCGUCAUUAUUAAUUUUCCAGAGCAAUCUCGUCAAAUGAGUCAUUAUUAUCUCAAUUCCUUAGCCAGCACUGAUUGAUUCUUUCUCCCUGUUGUGACUAAUUCCAUAUAAUGUCAGAGUACAAUAUAGAACUAUAGAGCCAGUGUAAUUCCACUGCACAAUAACUCCAAAUAACCAAAUCUCUUGCCUACAGCUCUGUUUAGAUCUGAUGCUUUAUGGUACUUAAUUGAAAUAAAUACCCCAAUCCUGUCAGUCCCCACUCUCCACAGUCACUGGGAUUGUACUGGAGACAGGGAUUCAUGUCAGCCUGGGAUCUGCCCUGUGUGUCCUUGGCACCAGCCAGGAGCUUCCCAGCACCUUGAGGAGCAGCAUGGCAUGGUCUGGGGUGAAUGACGUUCACGUUGCUGAGCGUUCUGGAUGCCCAGUUGGGAUAUUGGUUCUCCCACCUCCACAAUUCCCUUCCCAACCUGUGGUUCAGCUGCCAAGGAUAUUCUGUACAACUCAAAGCAUGAGAGAACCCACCUUGUUUCAGGAGCAUGAGGAGGUUUGUCAGCUCCUCUCCAUUAGAACCCCAAGGCACUCAGAGCUGGAGAUGAAAAGUGAAGAUGAGAUGAAAGGAUGGAAAUUACCAUGCAGGACUGUGAAUGCUGGAGAAACCUGCAGAUAUCCACAAGCUCUCCCCAGAUGCACCUUCAGGGAUGGGAUGAGCAGGAAAGUGAGGACAGGGAAGAAACCAGAAAGCCCAAAUAGGAGUUUCCAAGAGUGAUUCAUGGAGUAAGAGAAUUUUUGUCCCCGAGAAUAAGGUUAUAUCUCGGUGAGCUGACAUUCCAGAGGGCCCCCCUGCCAGAAGGGCCGUCUCAGGCGCUGUGGGGAGGAGGAUCCAUCAACCUGCCAUGGCUGGGAAAGUGUCACUAAAAGGGGGUGACUUUAAUGGCCAAAGCACAAUUCAAACCCAGCCAUCCUUGAUGUGAUACAGCUUUUCAACUGGGCAAACCACUCUGCCUUGCAGGAGCUUCAACCACAGCUUUAUUCCUUUAAAUGGAACGAUUUUUGAAUCAAAAGCAUUAAUAAUCAGCCACUGUCACUCACCUGUUCUCCCUGCUGGUGCCAUGAGGAAUCUGCUCCUUUUACCUCUAGGAAGAUGCAGGACCAGAGCAUUCACUGGACAUCCCCUUUUGCUUGAAGGUAAUUACCCCUAGGAAGGAGCUGUGAUGGUUUGAAAACAUCUGUUUCUUUUUGGAAUCCGUGUACAUCUGCCCUUAAACAAGAACACACAGACACAACAAAACUCUCUGCUGAGAGCUGAUUUGAUGCCAGCUAAAUAUCCAGGUGGUACUCUGAAGGUGCAGGUAAUCAAAUUCCUGGAGCAUCUUGUGCAGAAUGAUGCAGUGAUGCAACACUCAGUGCCACCACUGAAGAAGUUGGGGAAUGAGAUUUCAGCCCAAGAAAUGGAGAAAGCCAAAGUAAGCAGCCUGCAAAGAGAGUGUGCUCAGUUUCUACUAAGCAGAGAGUGAGGAAGAAGAUGACAAUGAAAUGGAAGUGGAAGACCAAGAUAGCAAAGACACAGAAAAGCCAAAUGUCAUUAAUUUUGAUACCAGCUUGCCCACAUCACAUAUGUACUUAGGCUCGGACAUGGAGGAGUUCCACGGCCGGACGGUGCACGACGACGACAGCUGCCAGGUGAUCCCGGUGCUGCCGCACGUGAUGGUGAUGCUGAUCCCGGGGCAGACGCUGCCCCUGCAGCUCUUCCACCCGCAGGAGGUCAGCAUGGUGCGCAACCUCAUCCAGAGGGACAGGACCUUCGCCGUGCUGGCCUACAGUAAUGUACGUGAAAGGGAAGCACAUUUUGGAACAACAGCAGAAAUCUAUGCCUACAGAGAAGAGCAGGAAUAUGGAAUUGAAACAGUCAAGGUGAAGGCAAUAGGAAGGCAGAGGUUCAAGGUGCUUGAAAUAAGAACACAGUCAGAUGGGAUCCAGCAGGCCAAAGUGCAGAUCCUCCCGGAGCGAGUGCUGCCCUCCACCAUGGCAGCAGUGCAGCUGCAGUCCCUCAGCAGGUGCCACGUGGUGCCCUGUGCCAAGCCCUCCUCCUGGCAGGACAGAGCUAUACGCCAGUGGUGGCAGAAGUAUCAGAAGAGGAAGUUCCACUGUGCCAGUUUGACAUCCUGGCCUCCCUGGCUCUACUCUCUGUAUGAUGCUGAAACCUUGAUGGAAAGAGUCAAGAGGCAGCUACAUGAAUGGGAUGAAAACCUCAAAGAUGAAUCUCUUCCAACAAACCCAAUAGAUUUUUCUUACAGAGUUGCUGCCUGCCUGCCCAUUGACGAUGCUUUACGUAUCCAGCUGCUUAAAAUAGGCAGUGCUGUGCAGAGGCUCCGCUGUGAGUUAGACAUCAUGAACAGAUGUACAUCUCUCUGCUGUAAGCAAUGCCAAGACACAGAAAUAACUACCAAGAAUGAAAUAUUCAGCUUAUCCCUGUGUGGCCCCAUGGCAGCCUACGUGAAUCCCCACGGAUACAUCCAUGAAACCCUCACUGUGUACAAAGCCUGCAAUCUGAACCUCAGUGGACGGCCCUCGACAGAGCACAGCUGGUUCCCCGGCUAUGCCUGGACCAUAGCCCAGUGCAGGAUCUGUGGGAGCCACAUGGGCUGGAAGUUCACGGCCACCAAGAAGGAGAUGUCCCCCCAGAAGUUCUGGGGGCUGACACGCUCCGCUCUCCUGCCCCGCAUUCCAGAGGGGGACGAGGACUCCGACCACGAGGGCUCCCCCAUCCUCUGCCUGUGAGCUGUCACCUCCUGCAGGGCCUUGGCCAGGGCUCCCUCAGGUGCAUCUGCUCAGUUCUGCUUCUGAUGCUUCCUUAGACCUGAAAACCCCCGAACCCACAGGCACAGUCCCCAGUCCAAGGAAACAGGCAGUGUGGGAGUGCUCUGCGUCCGUGUUGCUGUUCCUCAGGAACACUGAGACUGAAGCUGAGUCCUUGAAGGGAGAGCUGAGGAGAGGAGAUGGCUUGAGACACUAAGGAGUGAUGGUCCCACUGGACAGAAACGGGAGACACCAAGAAAUCUCUGAUCCGUGUGGCCAGACUUGAGGCUGAACUUCCUCCGUGUAUAAUCCCCACCUGCAGUGAAGGAAGAUGGGCAGGACUAAAUCCCAAAUAACCAGAGUCUGAUUUAUGCAAUAUCCCCGGGAUGGUAGAUACAAGUUAUUUGCUGCAGAGUAUUUUCCAUAACACACUUACAGGUGGUUUUGCUGAAAUCCCUGUUUCUAACUCAGAAGUACUUCAGGUUUUUCUGCUUGUGCUGUUUCUGAGAUAUUUGCUGAAUAACCACAGAAGAGAGAACGAGGCUAUUUCUGACUGAUCUAAGUGUUGGUGGCACUGCUGGAAUGGGCAAAAGCAGGAGCUGCUGCUGCCUCACGGGAUGGAACCCAUGGGAGGUGUUUGUUCCUUACCAGUUGUCUGAUCUAUUUAGUCUCUUUGACUUUAGAAGUCUUAAAUUUUAAAUUGUUUUUAAAAAAAUACACAGGUCAGUCCCAGGGCAGAAACAUCAUUGUCAUUUGCUGUUGAAUGUGCUUCAGUUACUUGUCAAAACUGCUACUGGAAAGGUUUACCAGCAGAGGUAUCCAGAAUUCUGGGAAGGACUCUCUAAAACACGCCACUGAGCGGAUUUUUUAGGAGUAUUUAUCGUGACAGGGGGGAGGCAACAUCUCUUUAAUGAUUUUUUCUUUUGCACUUACAGAUCAUAAAGUAAAAUCCCACAUUAUCACCUUACAAAGAGGAAAAGUUUCCAAAUAAAACAAAUGAAGGCAGAGUGUUUUGAGGGAGAUUGUUUUUGGGUAGGUCUUUGUUUUAGUUUUGGUGGGGUUUUUUUGUCUGUGCUCCAGAAAUCAGGUGCCAAACUGAGGCAGCUUUUGCCACUGGUUUAUUGGGAAGGUUUUCCCUCAGAAUUCACUUUGGUGAUGGAAGCUGGAGAUUUCUCCCUAUGUUGGUGCACAUACUCACUUGUUUUUCUUGUGAAGCUUCAUCAUUCACGCUUUAUUUCUUCACUUGCUGAAUACAGUGACACAAAACUACUUUGGGUUUAGAACACAGGGUGUGAGUUGCUGAUGUAGCAAGGACAGAGCACUUCAGCUGAGGGCCAGGUAAGUCCAAGCUUGUCCCACAGGGAGCUGAUUUCUGUGGGAGGGGGAUCCCUGCAGCUGGAAAGCCCCAGGUGUGACCCUGCAGGACGCUGAGAGGUGUUUGUCAUGCCAGGUAUGUAGGAACUGAUGAUUGUUUGUGCAACUCAGGUUUAGUUCUUUGAAGCUUCAACCUCUGUGCUUCUGGGAUCCCUGAGGGGAUGGGCAAGGGGGUUUUCCAAAGGAUUUUCUCAACUAUCAGUGAACUUCAUAAGGUCUUUGGGUUUUUACCGAGUCUUUUGGAUUGUCUGAACUAAAAAUGUUGUCAUGUUGGCAAUGUUUGAAUCCAAAAUAGGCAUAUUUUGGGGAUUGUGUGUACAUAAUCAAAUGUGAACUAAUAUAAUACAGGUAAGUCAGGAAUAAAAUUAGCAGUAAUUUAAUUUCCUUGUUGGUGAUGCUGCUCCAUCUGCCUGACCUGUGUGAUGUUUGCCAUGUGGAGGUCCAGGACACUUUCCAAGCUGAAAAUGAGUGUGAUGUUGCUGAUGAAUCCUGCCAUGAAUCCAGUACAGUGAUUGAGCAGAGUGUACAGGACGUGGCUUCCAGGGUGGGUGGGGAUUUGGGGAUGGUUCUGUACAUUGGUUCAUGUUUUCUGGGCUUUUCUCUGUUAUUAAGAGAAAACUCUUAGGUUGGGAUUAUGGGAAGUGGUUACAAGUAUGGACAUGGUGUGCUUUGAGAGCUAAAGCAAAGGAAGUGACACUUUAUGAUCAUUUACUACAUUUACUCCAUUCCUUGGUUGUAGCUUCCUGCAGGAAUUAAUCCAGUGGCUGCUGCCCCAGGGGAUCAUUUUUCUCCUCCCCUGCCCUGAGAUGUGGGAACAGCGCUGUGGAAGGGCUGGUGUGUCUGGGGAGGGGAGGGGGUGGGAUGUGCACCCUGUGGGACAGAGGAGUGUCCUGCAGGGCUGAUGGAUCACAGCACGUGGAGCACAGACCCCUUUCCACGCUGUCACUGCACCAUCACAAUCAGAGCCUGUAAUAUUGCAAUUUUCAUGUGUUUAAUUUUGAUUAAUAGGUAGAACCACAUAGGCCACUGGCACACUGGGUCUGAAACAUGUUCAGAUGCUCUUUGUUUUAUAAUAACACUCUUUUUGUACGUGCUGCAGUUCAUUUGUUCCUCUCACUGUCACCUUGAAUUGCUCUGUGAGGCUGCUGAGGGGCAGCCCUGGCUCCUCUCUAACUCCUCCUCUCUCUGCCUUUUGGGACAACUUUUCUGACAAAUCUUGUUGCUUGCAAACAUUUGCAAAAAGAAUAAAAUUCAAUUUGUUUCGAAA